Lolium perenne is the source of this 933-nucleotide messenger RNA. RefSeq lists its product as uncharacterized. The record is from RefSeq and is a predicted model, not a curated record. NCBI's taxonomy places the organism in Eukaryota, Viridiplantae, Streptophyta, Magnoliopsida, Poales, Poaceae. Gene Ontology annotation, molecular function: double-stranded DNA binding. Gene Ontology annotation, biological process: regulation of DNA-templated transcription.
AUGAAACUUGACGAUGGAGGCCCAUUACGAAGUACUAGUAUCUAUGUUCCGCAUACCCCAGCGGCCGGAAGUCUCACCGGAAUCGGCCCCGGCGUGGAGACGACCCUGGCCCCUGUCGUCCUUGGCCUCGCCGGAAUCGGCCUCCCAAAUUCCAACAUCGCGCGCCUCCUAUCGCUCGUGCCAUCCAGGUUCCGCCGUAGGUACGUCGUCUCCAACCUACAGUACUGCCUGCUGCUCUACGGCUCCUACGAGAACCUCCUCCGAGCGUUGAAACUCAACAAUAGGCUCCUCACAUACAGCCUCGAGAGGAUCAUAAAGCCCAACGUCGCCAUCAUGCGGGACUGCGGUAUAGCUGACUGUGAUGUUGCCAAGUUGAUCACAGCUAUGCCGACGAUGCUCACCAUCAACCCGGAGCGCGUCCGGGUGUUGGUGGCUUGCGCCCAAGGUCUAGGCGUGUCCCCUGGCUCUCCGAUGUUCAGACACGCGCUGCACGCCGUCGCGUUCAUCGGUGAGGAGAACAUCUCCACGAAAGUGGACUACCUGAAGAAGACGUUCAGGUGGUCGGAUGAUGAGGUGCGUAUGGCUGUUUGUAAGGCUCCGCUGCUGCUCACCAGGUCCAAGGACACGCUGCAGAGCAAAUCAGAGUUUCUUAUCUCUCAGGUGGGGUUGGAACCGGCGUACAUCGCUCACCGGCCCGUAAUGAUCAGUCUUAGCCUGCAGGGCCGGCUCAGGCCCCGGUACUAUGUCCUAAAGUUUCUAAAGGAAAAGGGAUUGCUACAUCACAAUUUGUGCUACUAUACAAUUGUCAAGAUGACCGAGAAGGUACUCAUGGAGAAGCACAUAUCCCCUCGCAGUGAAGCCGCACCGCACCUCGCUCAAGACUAUGCAGCCGCUUGCAGAGGAGAAGUGCCUGCUAGAUUCGUAUUUGCUUGA